AUGUGUUUCGGGUCGUUCAAGGGCGGCGGCGGCGAUGACGGCGAGCUGGCGCCGAGACCCGCGCAGCAGCAAUCUGAGAAGAAGCAACAGCAGCAGCAGCAGCAGCAGCAGCAGCAGCAGCAGCAACAACAGCAGUCACGGCCAGGGAGCGGACGGGACGUCAAGAGCAAGCAGGGCCCUGGUGGCGGCGAGGCUCACGGACACGCGGCGGGAGGGGCCCCGUCGGGGUGGCAGCAGCAGCGGGCGGCGGACGAAUAUGCACCGCCGAUAGGGCCGCCUCCGGGACACCAAACAGACAGCUACGACGUUCCCCCUCCGGGCCCACCACCGGGGCAGCACUCGACUGCCUAUGCUCCUCCAGCCGGACCGCCCCCGGGACGGCACGACGAUGACUACGCGCCGCCGCCGGGCCCGCCUCCUCGGGCGUCUGACGACUGGGCCGCGCCGCCCAAGGAGCCGCCACCGACGGAUCCGGCUCACGCCAAGCUCCUCGAGCAUGACUGGCAGGCGGCCGUCCCGGACACGAGCCUGUUCCCGGACCCGCCUCCGUUCUUCAGCGGCUACGACAGGUCCCACACGACCAACGCCAGCGAGGAGGAGGCCGCGGCGGGCGAGCAGUGGUGCGAACAGUAUCCCCUGGCGCGACCCCUGGUCCUCGACGAGGCGGGGCGGGCGGCGCUCCAGGACCACAACAUCCGCCUGAUGCCGCCGGUGGGCUUCAACGGCUCGCUCGAGUGGCUCGGCAAGGGCCACUGGGCGGCGUCGACGGCCAGGGGCAGCCCGGACCGGUGCCUCAUCGGCUACCCGCCGCUCUACGUGGUCGAGCAGCACGACCCGACGCGGACGCAGCGGCCCAAGACGGUCUACUACGAGGUCAAGCUGCUGGGGUCGAGCCGCGAGACGUCGGUGGCCCUGGGGUUCGCGGCGCUGCCGUACCCGUCGUUCCGGAUGCCGGGCUGGCACCGGGGCAGCCUGGCGGUGCACGGCGACGACGGGCACCGGUUCGUCAACGACCGCUGGGGCGGCAAGGACUUUACGGGCGAGUUCCGGCGUGGGGACACGUACGGGCUGGGCAUGACGCUGCGGCCUCCAGCGGCGGCAGGGGGCGCCGCACACCGCCCCAAGGUGGAGAUCUUCUUGACGCGCAACGGCGUCCGCGUCGGCGGGUGGGACCUCCACGAGGAGACGGACGCGGAGCAGGACCUGCCCGUGACGGGGCUGGAGGGCUUCCACGACCUGAGCUGCGCGGUGGGAACGUUUGACGCGGUGAGCUUUGAGGUGGUGCUGGACCCGGCCAAGUGGGUGUACCGAGACGUAGAGCUGUAA
This is a messenger RNA of Purpureocillium takamizusanense, 1326 nucleotides long. RefSeq lists its product as uncharacterized. The record is from RefSeq and is a predicted model, not a curated record. NCBI's taxonomy places the organism in Eukaryota, Fungi, Ascomycota, Sordariomycetes, Hypocreales, Ophiocordycipitaceae. Bases 1 to 1326 code for a protein of 441 amino acids. The transcript has a single exon.